UUCCAAAAACAAAGUUUAACACUAAUUCUAAUCUGUAUAUAUAUCAUAUCCCCCCUCCUCCUUUCUCUAUUAAAAAUUAAAUCCAACCCAAAAUCUUCUCUCUCUCUCUCUCUCUUUGCGUUUUCCAUGGCUACGGCUCCUUCUUCCCAGGCCAGCCUCCUCCUCCAAAAGCAACUCAAAGAUCUCUGCAAACACCCAGUUGAUGGAUUCUCGGCCGGUUUGGUGAACGAAGACAACAUCUUCGAAUGGAACGUCACGAUUAUCGGCCCACCCGACACUCUCUAUGAGGGCGGUUUCUUUAAUGCCAUCAUGAGUUUCCCAGAGGAUUAUCCGUGCAACCCUCCUAUAGUGAGAUUUACCUCUGAGAUGUGGCACCCCAAUGUUUACGCUGAUGGAAAGGUUUGUGUUUCAAUUCUUCAUCCCCCUGGUGACGAUCCAAAUGGCUACGAGCUUGCAACUGAGCGCUGGAAUCCAGUCCAUACAGUUGAGAGCAUUCUUUUGAGUAUAAUCUCAAUGCUUUCAAGCCCUAAUGAUGAAUCUCCUGCAAAUGUCGAUGCUGCGAAACAAUGGAGAGAGAGUAGGGACGAGUUCAGGAAGAAAGUAGGGCGGUGUGUCAGAAAGUCUCAAGAAAUGUUAUGAGUCCAUCGCAUAAAACUAGCUAGAUAACAUGCGACCAGAGAUGCUUGUGUUUUGUUCUGUUUGAGGAAACGGGGCUGUUAGCGAAAAGACUGCUUGCGUCCGAUGAAACUGCUGUUGCUAGGAACUGGGUUCAGGCUUUGAGGGUCUGUUUUUGUUUGCAAUGUCUCAAACUGCAAAAUUGUUUCUGCUUUUUGUUUUUGUUUCGGAGCAAGUCUCAAACUGUUUGUUUACUUUACAUUUUCAUAUUUUCUCGGUAGUAAAAACAAAGUCACUUUAGUUUGGAAAGCCAAUAUGAAAUCAUAAUUGAAUGAAGGUUUGAACUGUUUUUUA
Malus domestica (apple) is the source of this 969-nucleotide messenger RNA. RefSeq names its product ubiquitin-conjugating enzyme E2 7-like. The record is from RefSeq and is a predicted model, not a curated record. Gene Ontology annotation, molecular function: ubiquitin conjugating enzyme activity. Gene Ontology annotation, biological process: ubiquitin-dependent protein catabolic process; protein polyubiquitination. Lineage: Eukaryota; Viridiplantae; Streptophyta; Magnoliopsida; Rosales; Rosaceae.